Messenger RNA from Zea mays, 1134 nucleotides. RefSeq lists its product as uncharacterized. Gene Ontology annotation, cellular component: mitochondrion. Gene Ontology annotation, biological process: regulation of lipid metabolic process. NCBI's taxonomy places the organism in Eukaryota, Viridiplantae, Streptophyta, Magnoliopsida, Poales, Poaceae. The record is from RefSeq and is marked validated.
GAAGAGUAGCCUUGUCUAGCAAGAAGAAGAUAGAGGGAUGAUGUGAUUAUACGCAAAAUACUAAAACCUAGGGUGGUAGUACAAGCAGUAGUUAUGAGCAGGCCUCUUCUCUCUCUUUCCUGUUCCGUUCUUUUUCUUUUUCCCUGCGGAAUUCCCCGUCUUCCCUAGUGCCUCGCUUCGAUAUUUCGAUUGGAUUGGAUUACCAAGGGACAGAGGGAGGGAAUCCCACACACACCUCUGGCCCUCGCGAGGCCAAGGGAAGGGAAGCACUCAGCACUCAGCAGCAGAAGGACCGCCGUAAAUGGCGCUGCCGGUGGCGAAGCUGGGGACCCUAGCGCUGCGGACGCUGUCCAAGCCCAUCGCCAGCCGCCUCAAGAGCCAGGCCGCCGUCCACCCCAAGUUCCGCAACUUCAUCAUCGCCAUCGCCCAGGCAAACCACCAGAUCACCACAAAGAUACAAAGGCGCAUUUAUGGGCAUGCCACAGAUGUGGCGAUCAGGCCUUUGGAUGAGCAGAAAGCUGUUCAAGCUGCUACAGAUCUCAUCGGGGAAGCCUUUAUCUUCUCGGUCGCUGUUGCUGCUCUAAUUUUUGAGGUUCAGAGAAACGCAAGGUCUGAGGCUAGGAAGGAGGAAGCUCGUAGACAGGAACUUGAGGAAUUGAAACGAAGGGAAGAGAGUAUAGCUAAAGAAUUGGAAGAUCUUAAAUUGAAGCUUAGUGAAAUUGAGCAGCUUGCUAAAGGGCGAGGCCUGACAGGAAUCUUGAACUUGAAACGGGUCCAUGGCACAGAGGUCGGCAAGGCAGCAGCACCUCUGCGUGAGUAAGCAAUCCGGCUUUGGCGCAGGAAAGUAUGAUUCCUUGUCGCCCCCAUUAUUUGGUAAGACUUGUGUUGUCGUGCUCAACCUAUUCUUUGGUGCUCAUAUUGGAUCCACAUUUGUAGUGGUUGAUCCAUGGACACCCUGAGACAGUGGUAAUAAUACAGCGUAACAAAGAAAUCAAAUUAAAGCGCAAUAUGUAUGUGCUACUUGGUGGCGGUGACCACAAAAUCAGAUGUUAAGAUGGAUUAGGGCUUGUUUGGUUGUAUACUUAAGGUGUAAAAAAUGCCACGUUUCAGAUUAAAGCUGGUUGUUUGGACUGU